CCGAGCGUGUAGUAAGUUAUUUGUAAGAAGGACGUCACCUUUUGAUUGUUGGGGAGGCGCUAUCACGCGAUACAGGCUUCGCAGCGACAUAAAUGUACUUGGCAACAAAAGCAUAGCCAAGGCCUGACCUCGAGGCGGAGCCGAUACCUACACAAUCAUACUGAGCAUAAAAUGAGACGACACGUCAUUUGCUGAGCGCAAAGCCGGCUCACAUGGAAGUCCUCUCCGGUCGCGGACAGGCGCCAGCACCUCGAGGAGCUGGCGACCACGGCGACCCCAGCCGCGCAGCGGCGGACUUGCGGGGCCGGCCUCGCCCAGCGCCGAGCCUCGAGGUGCCCUCACAGCCCCAUCACUCCUUACCAUUGCUGUCUCCGAACUCACAGCAGCACCUGGGCGGCGGUGGGGCCGUGGGCCACAGUGCGGGGUUUGGCCUGCAGCGACAGGGAAGCGGCCACGCCAGCCGCACGGCCGUCGGCUACCACCACGGCGCAGGCCACGGUCCCGCCGGUCCCGGCAACAGCACCAGCUCCGGUAGCAAUGGGCUGGGGUCUCGCGCCCUGCCCAGAACCGACAGCAUCGGCCGGGAGGCAGGCGGCCGCGGCUUGGCCUUGGGGCGGCCCACGGCGCCGCUAGCUGGGGCCCUAGGUGCGGGCGCCUUCAUGGCCGCGGAACGAGACCUGCGGGCUGCUGCGGCGCUGCUGCAGGCCCAGGCGCCGGGACAGAGGCGGCCCGGCGCCGCCUCGGGAGCUGGCGCGGCUUCUGGCGCCGGUGCUGGCGCAGCUUCUGGCGCCGGCGUGUCCGGCAUAGGCCGCUUUGCCGGCAGCAGCAGCAUGCGGGCUGCGGCGGUAGCAGGUGGAGGCAGCGGCAGCGGCAGCGGCAGCGGGAGCAGCAGUACUGCUGGCGCCGGCGCCGACAAUGGCGCGGGCUCGGGCUCGGGCGCGGGGCGGCUUGGCUCCCGGCUGACCGGCGGGCUAGGAGCGCCGCGGCAGGGCGGACUGGCGCGGCGGGGCGGGCCUGUUGCAGAGACAGGCCUGUGCCAACACACUCAGCCGCCGCCCACCUGUCUUUGCCCCACAGGGCCCGGCAGUGCAGCCGCACGCGCGGCGGAGGACCGCCUGGCAGCCGCCGCCGCACUCGGAACGGACGCCUUGGGAGGCGCGGCCGAGGCCGGCGGGAUGCCGGGCGGAGCAGCUGGCAGCGGCUUGGGGCUUGCCCUUGCGAGGCGGCCCUCGUCGCCCUCAGCUGCAGGGCCUGCUUGCCCUGGGCCCGCGUCCCCGGGCUCUCCACCUUGGCUGCCCAGUGCGUCUUCCACCGGGGCCAUGGGCGGCGGCGGCGGUGGGGGCGGUGGCGGCAGCGCGGCCGCGGCACUGGCAGGUGGCCUACUUGAUCCGUUCACACUGGCGUUCGGCGGCCUUGCUGUGCUGAGUCCCACAGCUGCCGGUCGCGGCGGUGGCGGCGGCGGCGGCGGCGGCGGCGCUGCUGGCCGCGGCUUCACGCCGCCGCAUGCCGCGAGCGGCGGCUCCCGCGCGGGCGGUGGCGGCGGUGCCAGUGGCGGGUGCGAGGCCUCGCGGCCGGUGCUGUCACUGCCUUCACCCUCGCCGCCCGCGCCGCUCCGGAGUCUGUCCUCGGCGGGGUUGCAUCCGCCAUCUCCUGGCCGCAACCACGCAACGGUAGCAUCCACAUCCGCAUCAGCGUCGGCGGCCGCAGUGGUACCGGCAGCAGCAUCUGCCCCCGCGCUCCCAGCGGCUCCCGCAGGGCCUCCGGCAGCAGGGGGCGCCACGUCGACAGCAGCACCGCCACCCGUGUCCCCGGCUCCCAACGGGCUCGGUCCCGACGUGCGUAGAAGGCUGGCCUCCGAUUUCGAGGCAUCGGCCGCUCUGGCCGCAGCCGCAGCGCUUGUAGGAGGGUCGACAUCCUCAGCAGCAGCAGUAGCAGCCGCACAACCAUCCACCAUCCAUCAUCCUGUCUCAGCAUCACCAUCAGCUGUAGCGGCAGCGCUGGCGGACGGCUCGUCAGCAGCCCCCCACCACUUUAGGACAGCUGUGGCGCCCGCAGGCACGGGCCACCAUUCAUACCUAGCAUCAGGCGGAAGAGCCGCAGCAGCAGUAGCGGAAGCAUACGCGGGGGCAUCGGGGCCUGGCUCCCCCCUCAUAGCAAGGAGCCAUCACCACCAGGAGCCCUUGUACAGUGCCAGCGCCCAUGUAGGCUUAGGCACGGGUGCAGACGCGGCCGGCUUGGCGGAUGCGCCUCGGCCAGGCACGCGGCCGCCCUUGGCACGAACUGUAUCGACCGGCAACCGGGAUGCGCCGGGCGGCACAGGAGACAGCGGUGGCAGCAGUAGCGGCAACAGCAGGGCGCCGGCGUCAGCGCUGGCUGCAGCCGGCAGCGGUGCGGCGGCGGCGGCGCGGCGGCGGCGCGGCGGCGAGGACCGAGACGGCGUUGGUCUUGCCCCGGCUGCGACCUCAGCCGCUGGUGGCGCGGGCGUUGGCGGUGCCGGUAGUCGGCAGCGUGGGCUACUGCAUGGCGUCGGCGACGGCGUACACGGCGGCCACGGCGGCCACAGCGGCCACUUUGGCCUGGGCGCUAUUGGCGGCGUGUUUGGGCGCGGCGGCGGCACGUCAUCAACACGGGACCCUUCGCCCAGCAGCCUUACCAGCAUGGACAGCAGCGGCAGCGGCAGCAUGGCGGCUGGCUUUGGCGGCGGCGCGGCGGCCCGGCGGCGCAGCAGCGGCACCAUCGGCGGCGGUGUCAGCGGCGCUGGAAGCAACUUGCGAGGCAUGAGCAUGGGCGUAGCCGGCAGCAAUCUGCGCCGCGGCGGCGCCACAGCCAGCGGCGGCUCCGACGCAUCUGGUCCCACACAUGGUAACACCAGCUUUGCGGCAAGCCGUACAGCCGGCGGCGGCGCGCCGACAGGCCUCGGCCGGGCCGGCGGCGCCGCCACUCGGCUCGUGUACGACCGCCGCAGCGACGACAGCGACAGCGACGUCGGCGGCUACGAUGGCCACGGCGGCAGGUAUGGUGGCGGCGCAGCCGCCGCCGCCGCCGCCGGCGGCAGUCAGGUGCGGCUGCCCCAGCGCAUGUUCCGAGUGCACGCCAACCCGCAGCCGGAGGCCACGACGUUUGGGCCGGCUCGGUCCAUUGGGCCGGCGCGGCCGCCGCCAGGGCUGGCGGCGGCGGCGCACGGCGCGCGGCUGGGGUCGAUGGGCGUGCGGCGCGGCCCGGGGCCGGUUGUGGCCAGCGGCGGCGACAGCGAUGACGAUGGAGUGGUGGGCGGGGCGCUGGCGCUUGGCGGCGGCGGAACGGGCUCCGCCGCCGCCGGCUUCCAGGAGCGCUUCCUGGCGGACCUGCGGCGGCGCGACACGGAGCGGGCGGCGCUGCUGCAGCUGCUGGUGGCACCGGGCGGCCAGGAGGAGCUGCUGCGCCAGGCGGAGGAGGCGCAACUUGCUAUGGCCCUGAUGCUGUCGCUCCAAGAGGCGAAUGGCGCCCCGAUGGGCGCAGCGCCAUCCACAAACGGCGGCGGAAUGGGGCCCGGCCUCGGCUUCGGCUCUGGCUUCGCCGCCGCUGCCGCGCACCUGCCGCUAGCUCUACACGGCGGCGCAUUGGUGGGGCUGGCGGGGGCCGGCUUCGGCGGCGGCGGCGGCAUGGUGGUGCCGCUGGGCCCUGCUGCGUACGGUGGCGGUUACGCCGGCGGCGGCGGCGGCGGUUACGGCGGCGGCGGCUUCCAUGACGUGGCUGCUGGCGGCCCUGGUGGCGCUGGCGGCGGGCCGAGCUAUGAAGAGCUGUUGGCUCUGGAGGACGUCAAGGUCACAACACCUCAGGAGGUGCUGGAGGCGCUGCCGCGCAGUGUGUACGACGGCCACGUGGACAGCGCCUGCGCCAUCUGCCAGUGCGACUACGAGCCGGGCGACGCGCUGGUGCGCCUGCCCUGCUGCCACCAGUUCCACCAGCGCUGCGCGGUCAAGUGGCUGGGGGACUACUCCAAAAAGUGCCCGGUGUGCAAGUUUGAGGUGGCAUGAGGUGUGCGUGUGCCGGUGCGGAUGGGGAUGCACCGAGCCACCCGGUGCUCGCGGGCGCUUUGCGGAUUGCGAACUCCGGCACGUUGGGAGACUGAGAGGCUGCGACCCCUCAGCCCGGUGCACGGCCGCGCGGUAUGGCUUCAGCCAUGCGGCAGUGCGCCUCUCCAUAGGCGCGCCUCACGGCCUCCGGCGGGUGCGGCGCCGCCGCGUGCAGUACGCAUUUGUCCGCUCACAGCGGUUGGACAGUGCGUGCAGUACGCAUUUGUCCAGACACAGGGCGAUGAGUCACGACGCCGCACGUGACAGCACACCUACACGGCGCUGCGCAAAGCCGGCCUAUUUGCAUCAUGGGGCUUUGACAAUGUCAUCAGUCUUGCCGCAACCGCGGACACACAGGGUUGACCGCUGCUGGCAGUUUGGCUGGUGGCUGAGUAAGCGUGUACUGUGCUGCGCGCUUGACUAUAAAUGAAGUUUUUUAGAAUUGUUGUGCUGUUCAUUUCACUUUGUAUAUGUUGUUGUUCCAGGCCGCUAGUCGCAGACUGCGCUGGCUGACCGGACCUCGUUUGCCUUUCCUAUGGUAUUGAAACACACAAGUGAUUAGGUCUAUUCCAGGUAUAGUAUUGAAACGGCUGGGUCGUUCCUGAAGUGGUCCAGUCGCUUUCCGGCCGUUCGUCUUUUUUUAGGGCUGCCGCGUUCUAGCGCAGGGGCUAUUGUCAUGAUAUGCGUUAUGCGUUGCUUUCUACGGCGAGUUCCACGGUACUCGCGACACCCGAACUGGGAAUAGAAAUACGUUCAGGCCAGCACAGGGUAUGGUGCUGGGUAUAUGAUAGAAUAUAAGAAAUAGAUCU
Messenger RNA from Chlamydomonas reinhardtii, 4864 nucleotides. RefSeq lists its product as uncharacterized. The record is from RefSeq and is a predicted model, not a curated record. Bases 213 to 4016 code for a protein of 1267 amino acids. The transcript is spliced from 10 exons. NCBI's taxonomy places the organism in Eukaryota, Viridiplantae, Chlorophyta, Chlorophyceae, Chlamydomonadales, Chlamydomonadaceae.